Molecule: messenger RNA, 2247 nt
Organism: Candidula unifasciata
Lineage: Eukaryota; Metazoa; Mollusca; Gastropoda; Stylommatophora; Geomitridae
Source: the annotation of a GenBank genome assembly
AUGGCUCAGUAUAUCUCAAGUGAAAGUGAUGAAUACUACUCACAUCAACCUCGACAGCGACAUCACUCUCAGACUAAUGAUGAUAGACUUUAUCGGCUGACUUCUAAUUUGCAGGAUACAAAUAGGAACCUAAGGCAUGUUGAUGAAAUGUUUGAUGAUCUAGUCUCCCUGGGAGAGAACAGGAGAUCUGCCAUUGACAGAAUUCGAGGAGAUUUAGACAGAACUCAGGAUGAUAUCCACUAUGAGAAACACAGAAGUAAUAUUACAGAUCGAGACUAUGGAAGUGACUCUGAAAACCAUGGUUCACCAGUGGGAGGUGGUCGCCACGGACGCAGAUCAGCAGUAAGAUUUGCUGAUGACAUGAAUAAAGAACUUCAUGGAAUACACCAAUCCAUGAGGGAUUUGUCUUCGGAGCACAUGAAGUUAGAAGAGAGUCUUAAUAAAGAUAUGGAUCGCAUUGAAAGACAUGAAAGUGACACAAGACGUUCUCUCCAGGACCUGAAUACAACACUCAAAGGAGUUUCAGGCCUUGAUCCGCUUUCAGCAAGAGUUGAGAAGAGAUUACAAGCUAUUCAGUCAGAAAUCAGGGCUGAAAGACUUGGUGCUGAUCGCGAUAGCCAUGGAGACUACACAACCCUGUCAAAUGAACUGAGAAAUGCGAUUCAGUCAGCUCAGGCAAGCAGUCAAAUUGAGGAGAAGAUCAGAAGUCAGUACCUGCAGUCUGAAGCAAACAGGCACAAGAUUGAAAGUGAGCUUGAAAAUGUUCGGCGUAGGUUAGAUCAGACAGAAGGGAAUCGUUCAGCUCUACAGUCUCAGGUGGAGCAACUGAAAUCGCAGCUGGCUAGAGCAGAACAUCGACUAAGACUUGACCUUGAUGAAUCCCACAUAGACUCUGAGGUUAGGGAGCAGCGCAGAAGAAGGGCAGCUGAAGAAAGCAAGGCCCAGAGUUUAGAGAGAGAACUUCAGGACAUGAGGGCCCACCUGACGAGGUCCGUGUCUGCCGUCACUGAGGUUGAGGACUUGAGGAGGAAACUGGACAAGAGUGAAAGACAAAGAGCACAGCUGUCAGACCAUAUUGAGACAUUAUCAAAAGACCUGGACAACAGAGAACGGCAAAGUGCCAAAGUUAUCACUCAGCUCAAAGAAUAUACUGAUAAGUUUGAGGAUUCAGACAGACAGAGAAAUUUUCUUAGCCAGCAACUUGAAGAUGCACAAAAGAAACUAAAUAAUGCAACAAAAGAGCUGGAGAAAACUGUGCAUGAGCUGCACAGUACAAAAGUGGCUUUAACAAACAGUGAGAAAAAGUUGGAUGAGGUCAAAUGCCGAGCACAGGAGACUGUCAGACAAUGGAAAACCAAGGUAAAGUCGCUUGAGAGAGAUCUUGAUCGACAAAAAUAUGGAACAGGCCAGAUGCUGUCUCGACAUGAACAGCUGGUGAAGGAAAUGGAAGGUCAAAAGCAACAUGGCAACUACUACCAACUUCAGAUUGAGAGUCUCAAGAGAGAACUAGCAGACGCACUUGCUGUUCGAGCAGCUCAAGAUGAACAGCUCAGACUGAAAGAUAUUGAAGUGAAUGAGCUGAAGUCUGUUAGGAUGGACCUAGACAAAGAUUACAGAGAUGCUAGAACCAUGGCUGAGAAGAUGGAAACUGAACUACACAACUUGAGAUCUAGACUGGCAUCCUUGACAGAAGAUCGGCACAGAUAUGAAGACAGGCUGUCUGCUGUAGAGGCUGCUCAUCAGCUUGCACAAGAACAGUCCCACCAAUUGAAGGAAGAAUUAAAGGAUUUGAGCAAUGUGAAAGCCAGUAUUGCCACUCAGCUGGCGGAAGCUGUGGCAAACAAUCAUGAUCUGGAGCAAGCAGUAGUAGAACUUCAGCACAGAGAGAGGGCAGCUAAAGAAGAGGCAGAACUUUACAAGAAGCAACUGUUUCAGGAGAGAAGUGGGCUCAGUAAAGAUUGUGAAACCAUGAAACAGGAGUUGAAUAAAGCCAAGGCCAGGGAAAGUCACAUACUGCAAGAUGUUGAUAGAAAGUUCAGGUCUCACAUUGUUGAGCAAGAUGCUACAAUACAAGCUUUAAAGAUGGAGCUGUCUGAAGAAAAGUCAAGUGCUAAAAUUAUCAACAGAAAUUUGGAAAGACUACAGGAGGAGAUGGCCAUCUUGGAGAAGAGAUUUAAAAUGGCUGAAGAAGAGAACUGUACUCUAAAAAGACAAAUGGAUUUAGUGAGAAAUAAAAUUGAGGCACAG